Messenger RNA from Babjeviella inositovora NRRL Y-12698, 1269 nucleotides. RefSeq lists its product as uncharacterized. Bases 90 to 920 code for a protein of 276 amino acids. The record is from RefSeq and is a predicted model, not a curated record. NCBI's taxonomy places the organism in Eukaryota, Fungi, Ascomycota, Pichiomycetes, Serinales. The transcript has a single exon.
CAAACACAGACCUCGUCUAGCAAACACGUAAGAACAAACACCGAUCAGAUCCCUCUCUUUUAUAGCCUUAUAUUCCUUCUCUUUUAGCCAUGACCAACAAAUCUUCCGGACUGUUACUAGAUCGUGAGAUGGGGAAAUUUGAGAUCAACCAGACGGCCGAUACUACUCCCAAGAAAAGCUUUCUUUCUCCAUCCAAAUCAUAUACACAAACAUUCAAGACGCCUGUAGCACAGAAAACCGCUAUAUCCACGCCUUACAACGGAACAGAGACCCCGCUAGUCGCUAGUGACAAGGAAAACUGCUUGUCUGGGAACAAGCGAGGCCCUACCACUCCUAUUACUCCUACUUUGGAUACCUUGCGGACCAGCGUACCACGCAAGAGGCUCACCAAAAUUGGUGACAUCACUAUUGACGAAGGGUUUCUGGACUCAUCCAUGGACACCAACAUGCGCAUGUGGACCAAAUCGGCCGGUGGAAAGAAGCAAAAGGACAACCUGGUGAACCGCGGAGAGGGCGACGGGCUCAAUAAUUUGGUGCAAAGACUUGCUGAUCUUGCAACCCCUACAAAAGCUACUUCCCCCUCUGCUCGUUCUGAUUCGGAUGUUGGGAAGACGCCGCCGACGGAAGGAAAGGUGAGACGAACACUGAGACAUGCGCUCAGCUUUGGGGAUUUGUUGUCCAAGUCUAAUGUGGAUAUGGAACACUGGGAUGCUUUGGGCGAUGCUGAGUUGAAGAUCGAUUCGGAUGAGGACUGGGUCUCGAACCGGAAACAGGUGUCUAAUGCCAACUAUCUUGAGUCAGUGGAAGCCAGGUACUGCUUGUGGAAAACCAGAGCGGAGUUGAAACGCUCCAAGGAAUUGGUGGAGUUUUUGACGAUGGAAAGAAAGUUUGCCUUGGAAGAGGCUCUUUGCCGUUCCUGACGAUUGUUGCUAAAAAGAUGAUAUACCAGGAACCUAGUGUGCAGAGGAGGCUUGAUACGUCAUGCUCUUUUAGAAGUCAACUCUGAGGGUACGUUAUUUCUGGUUUCAUAAUCUGCUGGUAAUGGAAAGUAACAAACUUCACCAAACGUCGUGCUAACAAGUCUUCUGACCUUACUCGGAUUUUGAAGCCGCGCGACGUCAUCCUCUUAGAGUUAGUUGAUCUGAUUCACCUAUUUAUCUUCUUUCCCACAUGAAAGUGGGCUGUCUUUCCGUGACAUUCUCCACUCAAUAUCCUUAUCCCUUGACUGGUUCCUGAUAAGUAAUAGCUUGUAAUUUAUAUCUGUAUCAC